Messenger RNA from Puma concolor (puma), 369 nucleotides. NCBI's taxonomy places the organism in Eukaryota, Metazoa, Chordata, Mammalia, Carnivora, Felidae. The record is from RefSeq and is a predicted model, not a curated record.
AUGAUUCAAGCGUUAUCUAGAUUAAACGUGGCGGAUAAUACAGGGGCUAAGGAAGUUGGAGUUAUCAAAGUGUAUGGAGGAACUCGCCGGAGAUAUGCAGGAGUAGGAGAUGUAGUGUUAGUUUCAGUCAAAAAAUUAUCUUCCUUUUCGGGAGUUAAAAAGGGAGAAAUGUUUAAGGCUUUGAUAGUAAGAACAAAGUCUAAAGUGAAGAGAAAAUCUGGUUCAACUCUCUCUUUUGAUGAGAAUUCUUGUGUUCUUCUAAAAAAUGAUGGAUCCAUCUUAGGAACGCGUGUCUUCGGGCCUCUUCCCAGAGAAUUGAAGGAGAAGGGAUAUAAUAAGUUAAUUUCAAUAGCUGAAUUUGUGCUCUAA